UGUAGAAUGGCUCGAUUCGGUUGUCCUCGCAUCGGUCACCGGUAUAAGCGAGCAUCAGCAAUUUCUGUACAUCGGUGCCGGCUGUUAUUUGGGUCUGGUCUGCUCGUGCUGUGAGCUAUCGAACCCCCCACCUUGCAACCUUCGUCAGUUCCUACCCCGCGAUGCUUCUCGGGUUGAAAACUUUGCAAGAAAUUUAGCGAGGGCUUUCUUAGAAGGAAUAGUAUUGUACAUUCUCUUCGGGUUUUUGAUCUGAUAAAGAGCCCCGCGAGUGAUCAAGAUGGUAAGCAGAGAUUCGGCCGAUGCGCGUGCGAAAAAGAACGCUCAGUACGUAGAUCUCAAAAAUCGACCGGAGCUCUUGGACUCGUGGCAGCUACGCUACUUCUACGAACCUGACAGCUACAAAGUAACCAGAGAAAUGGAGAAGAAGUCGCAUGAUAAGGAAACCUUGUACCGCGAGUUUCAGCGUGGAGAUCACCAUCGCGAAUGUUUCUACCAGGGCUCUGUCAAGCCAAGCAAGAUGUUUAUUGUCACGGCGAAUUAUACCCUGGAUCAGAGUGCAUGCGCGCAUAAUGACAGAGGCUGGGCGGAGGAUUGUGUUGAUGUGUUUUCGCAGUUUGGAAGCCGUGUCUUUUUCAUCAACAUGGAAGACGCCCCGCGCUCUCAGCUGUAUCUCAAUGAGAAAUUGGUCUGUUGUUGUCAUUCAAAUUUUGUUCAGACGUACUGCUAGGUCUAGGUUCCGCUUUUGAAAUGGUUUUUAUGCAAGAAUUGUAUGAUGUUCAAGUCGCAGAGUGUUUUAUCACACGACACAACUAGGAAAAUAGAAGACAAACCACAGGUACGGGCAAGAGAUCGAAGAAGUUGCGACGUACCCAUGGAGAUGCGUCAUCGCGGGAUCUGCGGUCGAGAUGGAUGACGCUCUCCGGUUUUGUUGCUCGCUGUUUAUACCGCAGAAGCCUUCCUGCCGUACACGGUAUUACGAUAUCUGGAGCGCUGCGCCAUCCGUCGCUAUGAAGAGGGGGCGCGGUCGCCCGCGCGGAGCAACGACAAGCAGCGCCAGCAGCUCAUCGCGACAGACGAUGGGCAACCUCCGUAGGCAGGUUGCUCAGCUGCAGACAGAGAAUGCGAAUCUGCGGGAAGAGAAUGCGAAACUACAUGAAGAGAAGCGCAGUCGUAGCACGGUAGACUGCGUCUCAUCGUCUAGCGAAGGGACUGCUUCCAAGCGUCAGAAAAUGUAAUGGGGCGCGUUGCAGGGUUCCGCGACAGGGUUUGUUUUACGGCUCGCUCAGUAGAGAAGCUUUAUAGUGAAACACAGAGGAUUUUUGAAUAUGAAAUCGAGGUCGUUAAAGAAUCCAGAAACACAUACAGACUUUCCGAGAAUGAGGUCAACGAAUUAUCUAUGAACAUCAUCUUUCUUGUCCAAACAGACGUAUCUGCAGAUAGUCUGAAAACAUUUUGCAUAUUCCAUAAAAACAAGAACAGCAAAAUCAGUCUUUUAUUCCACCGUGUAUUUAUUGUCCAUUGAUUUACGUUGAAUGUUACAUCCGUACAGGGGACACACUUCACAAUGUAUCUAUAAUUGUGGCUCUACUCGAGCCUGUUUCGUCCCGGACGGCGCGGCCUGGCCGCAGAGCCGCGGACCCUCAACCUUGAACCUUGAGCCUUGCUAUCUGAAGGUAGUAGCGAAUGCACAUCUGAAUGCAAGGUGAUUUCAUGGUGAAUGCUGCUUCCGCAGAUAUCAACACUUAUAUAUCAUUUAACAAGAGUCAGGUGUUUUGCUCCGCAUUUGAGCUGUGAGCACUUCCUAAGCUGAUGUGAAGAAGUUGUAGCAUCAUGGAAAACGAUCAGCUUACUGCAACACCAUUUUGGAGCCAUGGCAGAC
Molecule: messenger RNA, 1879 nt
Organism: Amoebophrya sp. A25
Lineage: Eukaryota; Dinophyceae; Syndiniales; Amoebophryaceae
Source: the annotation of a GenBank genome assembly